CAGCAGGACGAGAAAGCAGCCAUGGCUUCUGCUUCUUACAUGGAGGAUUUGACUUGUUCUAUCUGUCUGACUAUCUUCACUGAUCCGGUGAGCCUUCUCUGUGGCCACUCUUUCUGCAGAGAAUGUAUCACCAUCUCUCUGAGCAAAAACGACCAGUGUCCACAGUGUCGGACAACUGUUCCAAAAGAGGAGAAAUAUCUCCCAACCAGCCACAUUCUGAAAAGCCUUGCUGACAAAGCUAAAGAAGCUGAGACGAUAAAGAGAGAACAGGGAGAUGAGACCACAGGGGUUGCUCAGUCUUUGUGCCAUGAGCAUGAAGAAAAGCUGAAACUGUUCUGUGAAACAGAUCAACAAUUAGCCUGCGUCAUAUGCCGAGAUGGGGAAAAGCAUGAUGGACACAAAUUUAAACCAAUCAGAGAAGCAGCUACAUCCCGGAGGCGGGAGCUGGAGAAGGGUAUGGAGCACCUUUCUGAUGACAUCCAUACCAUAGAGAGCUUAGCCAAUACACAGAGAGACGAAAUAACAAAAACCCAGGUGAUGUCCCAGCAGCUGAUGACCCAAAUCAGCACCCAGUUUGAGGAGAUGCAUCAGUUUCUGAGACAGAGAGAAGAGGAGAUAAAGAAUGAGCUAAAGGAGAAAGAGAGAGAGGCUGUAGAGGAGAUGACGGAGAAGUUACAGGCGAUGGACCUGGCGUUGUCUGAGAGUAGAGAGCUGCAGGUGAAGGUGACAGCAGCUCUGGAAAUUUCCGACUCAGUGAAGUUCUUGCAGAGCUGGACUGAAGUGAACAACAUGCUGACUCCAGAGUGUUUGUUCAGGCCCAGAGCAAAUGAUCUGCCGGUGGCCCGCACUUCUCUGAGUUUGGGUCCUUAUGAAAGUCACCUGCAGUUCUUUGUGUGGAAGGAGAUGCUUCAGGUGGUCAAGCCCCGGGCAGAGCUGCUCUCACUGAGAAGAGAAAAUACAUGUGUAACUGUGUCUGAUGACGGACGCAGUUUGCUUUGUACUCAGCCUUGUUGCCUUUCUGGCUCUAAUCUGUAUCAACAGUAUAAGUAUAAUACAGAUUUAUAUGGCUCUGCCCGAGCCAGGAGCUAUGUCUGUGAGAGACACUCUGGACCUCGAACAUGUGGUGGUUCAAAUCAGACGUUCAGUGUCAAUAAGUUCAGCUCAGGACAGCAUUACUGGGAGACAGAGGUUGGACUGAGGAGUUACUGGGAAAUAGGGGUGAAAGGUCAUUUCCUCAAGUAUGAUGGCCAAAAAUAUGUCAUCUCCAAUGAGUCUUCAGCAACGCAGCUGAAAUUUACAGAUAGACCUCAAAAGAUUGGGAUUUACCUAAACUGCUCCUCCAAGGAGCUUUCCUUCUACGAUGCAGACAAGAUGAAACAUGUUCAUACUCUGAGCUCAAGUCUCAUGUCCCUGCCAGUGUCAGCUUAUUUUAACACUGGACCCAGUAAGGACAUAGAUCGUAACCCUCUAACAGUGUGCUGGUACUGAGCAGAGGGAUGCUGGACCACAAGGAGCUUGGGCCUUUGUAAAU
Myripristis murdjan (pinecone soldierfish) is the source of this 1531-nucleotide messenger RNA. RefSeq names its product nuclear factor 7, brain-like. The transcript is spliced from 2 exons. The record is from RefSeq and is a predicted model, not a curated record. Gene Ontology annotation, molecular function: zinc ion binding. Lineage: Eukaryota; Metazoa; Chordata; Actinopteri; Holocentriformes; Holocentridae. The coding region runs from base 22 to 1488 and encodes 488 amino acids.